Messenger RNA from Suillus subalutaceus, 159 nucleotides. RefSeq lists its product as uncharacterized. NCBI's taxonomy places the organism in Eukaryota, Fungi, Basidiomycota, Agaricomycetes, Boletales, Suillaceae. The transcript has a single exon. The annotation marks the transcript as partial. The record is from RefSeq and is a predicted model, not a curated record.
CAGAUCCUCAGUGUUACAGCUGACAAUGCAGCAAACAACAAUAUGAUGAUGGCUGAACUGGCAGAUAAGGUGGCCCAUUUCAGAGGAGAGACGGCAAGGACACAAUGUUUCCUACACAUUGUCAAUUUGGUUGCAAAGAGUGUACUAAAGCAAUUUGAU